AUGACUAGCAGCUUCUCGGAAGGCGUAGAGGGCGCGCUGCCUCGCUGGUUGCGCCGGGUGCGCCUGCCACAUGUCCAGCAGCAUCGACCACCCCACCCGCCCGGACCGCGGGUCGGGAGCCCUCGUAAGGACGUACCGGAGCUCGGGACCGACGGGGCGCGGAUCCCGCUUCAGGAGUUCAAAGCGGGGAAAGCUCACAAAGGCGGCCUUGACAUGAGGAUCGGUAAUAUCGCGCGCGUGGCGGCUGAAGGUCUCUACCCUGCUGGAGCGGAGGCCGACGUUGACGAGCCCGACAUGCCGCGGAUCGUGGGCGCGGAGGUCGUGGCUAAAGGCGGCCACAUCAGCGACGUCCCCUUGCCCUCGCAUAGCACGAUGAAGUCGUACUCGGGAUUGAAGUAG
Molecule: messenger RNA, 399 nt
Organism: Parascedosporium putredinis
Lineage: Eukaryota; Fungi; Ascomycota; Sordariomycetes; Microascales; Microascaceae
Source: the annotation of a GenBank genome assembly